GGACAGCCGAGUAAGUUCCAGGCGGUUGAGGCUCUUUCCAUUCCGGUUGCGCUGGUCCCUCUCCGCGCCCAGCCUUUGUGUCCGCCAUGAACCCCAGCGACCCCAGCUACUCCUUGGCUUCGCUCUACGUGGGGGACCUGCACCCCGACGUGACCGAGGCAAUGCUCUACGAGAAGUUCAGCUCUGCGGGGCCCAUCCUCUCCAUCCGGGUCUACAGGGACAGGACCACCCGCCGCUCGCUGGGCUACGCGUCUGUCAACUUCCAGCAGCUGGAGGACGCCGAGCGGGCCUUGGACACCAUGAACUUCGACGUGAUCAAGGGCAAGCCGGUCCGCAUCAUGUGGUCUCAGCGGGACCCGUCGCUGCGCAAAAGCGGGGUGGGCAACAUCUUCGUCAAAAACCUGGACAGGUCCAUCGACAGCAAAGCCCUGUACGACACGUUCUCCGCCUUCGGGAACAUCCUCUCGUGCAAGGUGGUGUGCGACGAGAGCGGCUCCAAGGGCUACGGGUUCGUGCACUUCGAGACGCAGGAGGAGGCGGAGCGCGCCAUCGAGAAGAUGAACGGGAUGUCCCUCAACGACCGCAAGGUGUUCGUCGGGCGGUUCAAGUCCCGGAGAGACCGGCAGGCCGAGCUUGGAGCCCGGGCUAAAGAGUUCACCAACGUCUACAUCAAGAAUUUGGGGGACGACGUGGAUGAUGAGCGACUCCAGGGCCUCUUCAGCAAGUUCGGGCCCGCCUUAAGCGUCAAAGUCAUGACGGACGGGAGCGGGAAGUCCAAGGGGUUUGGGUUCGUGAGCUUUGAACGGCACGAGGACGCGCGGAAGGCGGUGGACGAGAUGAACGGGAAAGACCUCAACGGAAAGCAGAUCUACGUGGGCCGGGCUCAGAAGAAAGGGGAGCGGCAGACGGAACUGAAGCACAAAUUCGGGCAGACGAAGCAAGAUAAGCGCAAGGCAGAGCAGGCGCCCCAAGACAGCGGCGCCCGGGGCCAGGGUGUCAACCUGUAUGUGAAGAACCUCGACGACGGCAUCGACGACGAGCGUCUGCGGAAGGAGUUUUCCCCGUUCGGUACCAUCACCAGCGCCAAGGUUACCACGGAGGGCGGCCGCAGCAAAGGGUUCGGUUUCGUGUGCUUCUCCUCCCCGGAAGAGGCCACCAAAGCGGUUACAGAAAUGAACGGUAGGAUCGUGGCCACCAAACCCCUCUACGUAGCCUUGGCCCAGCGCAAAGAGGAGCGCCAGGCCCACCUCAGCAAUCAGUACAUGCAAAGGAUGGCAGGCAACGUCAGCGAGGUGUCCAGCCCGGUCAUCAACCCUUUCCAGGCAGCUCAGGCUCCUCCGGGCUACUUCGUGGCAGCCACACCGCAGACUCAGAACUGUGGGGCGUACUACGCCCCCAGCCAAACCACUCAGCAGGGACCGGGCCCCCGUGGGAGUGCUCAGGGUGCCAGGGCUCAUCCGUUCCAGAGUGUGUCCAGUGCCAUCCAGCCGUCUACUAUCCCGUCGUCGCUUAGUGCUUCAGGGCCAGCUUCCUCGCAGGCUCUCCGGAGUAUGCCCACACAUCGUGCCGCCAGCGCAUCCACACAGAUGGUGGGCUCGCAUCCCGCAGCUGCAGCUGCUCCUGCUGCCCGCACAGUUCCCCAGUAUAAGUACACGGCGGGAGUCCGGAACCCCCCUCAGCAUCUUAGUGCAGCAGCACAGCCCCAAGUCACCAUGCAGCAGCGGUCUGCGCUCCCUGCCCCAGGUAAAGCGUCUUUGACGGCCUCCAUGCUGGCGUCGGCUUCUCCUCAAACGCAAAAGCAAAUGCUAGGGGAAUGGCUGUUUUCCCUCAUCCAGGCCAUGCACCCCGCUCUGGCUGGUAAAAUCACCGGCAUGCUGCUGGAGAUUGACAAUUUGGAACUGCGCCACAUGCUUGAGUCUCCAGAGUGUCUCCACACCAAAAUCGAUGAAGCCAUCGCUGUGCUGCAAGCCCACCAAGCUAAAGAGACUCCCCAGCAGGCGGUGGGCAGUGUCGCUGGGGUUCCCACGGCCUAAAGUUGAGCAGGAGAAAGCAUGAAACUGCUUCAGUGAAGAAAAUGACCUAGACAUCAGAAAAACUAUGGGGGAAAAAGCAAAAUAGAAAGUAAACAAAAAAGGAAAUUAGAAUCUUCUGUGCCAAGUCAGUGCCGGGUCUCGUGAGCAAUGCAGGCCCUAGAUGACUUGGUUUAAGACAACAGAUAUCAGAAACAGAGAAAUUUAAACACAAAUAAACGUUUUAUAGACUUUGGGGGAAAUGAUUUCUUUUUUUGCAAAGUGAAACAUUUUAAAGCGUCUCUUACUUGCGUUGUAAUAUGAAUAGCUCCAGAUGUCAGUUCUAAGUAACAGAAUUGACAACUGAGCAAGGGAACAUGAUUGGAUCAUAGCAUUCUUGCUUUACAAAAACUCCCUUUAGAUAGUGAAAGGGGAAAAUAAAGGUGUCACUGUUGGCUGUCCCACCUCUGAGACACCUGGCAGGCUAAUGUUUGUGGCCAACUGUAUUUCCACUCACCUGUUGCCGUGUACAAAACAUGCUGUCUUCAAUUCACAACCCCAUCAAUUAGUUGUACCAAAAAAACACCUUCAACUUAGAAAUGUGUGUCUGUGGUAUGAACUGCAGACAAUUGUUAUAGCCGUAAAAGUUGCGUCCAUCAUCUGGAUUUGACCGCUGUACUUUCUUAGCAUCGAAUAGACUAACUUAUCUAAAAUAUGUGCCUUCUUGACCGCUGUACUUUCUUAGCAUCGAAUAGACUAACUUAUCUAAAAUAUGCGCCUUCCUCAAACGUGAUCUAACAUUCACAUUGCAUUUAUUGUGUACUGGCGUCUUGCUGCUGCUCUGUGGAUUUGGAAGAUUCAAGAGUCCUGGUUUCUUGGCGCUGAGUUUUGGUGAAAUAAAUGAGAAGGUAAAAA
Molecule: messenger RNA, 2924 nt
Organism: Mesocricetus auratus (golden hamster)
Lineage: Eukaryota; Metazoa; Chordata; Mammalia; Rodentia; Cricetidae
Product: polyadenylate-binding protein 1-like
Exons: 1
Coding region: 87-2033 (648 amino acids)
Cellular component (GO): ribonucleoprotein complex
Molecular function (GO): RNA binding
Source: RefSeq, a predicted model, not a curated record